Galeopterus variegatus (Sunda flying lemur) is the source of this 2013-nucleotide messenger RNA. Its product is annotated as protocadherin-15. Gene Ontology annotation, cellular component: plasma membrane. Gene Ontology annotation, molecular function: calcium ion binding. Gene Ontology annotation, biological process: homophilic cell-cell adhesion. The transcript is spliced from 14 exons. Lineage: Eukaryota; Metazoa; Chordata; Mammalia; Dermoptera; Cynocephalidae. The record is from RefSeq and is a predicted model, not a curated record. The annotation marks the transcript as partial.
GAAGAACUGAACCCCAUUAUCGUUACCCCAUCGAUCCAAGCCAUUGAUCGGGACCGGAAUAUUCAGCCUCCAUCAGAUCGGCCAGGCAUCCUCUAUUCCAUCCUUGUUGGGACUCCUGAGGAUUACCCACGAUUUUUCCAUAUGCAUCCUAGGACUGCAGAACUUAAUCUCCUGGAGCCAGUAAACAGAGACUUUCACCAGAAAUUUGAUUUGGUUAUUAAGGCUGAACAGGACAAUGGCCAUCCUCUUCCUGCUUUUGCCAGUCUACAUAUAGAAAUACUGGAUGAAAACAAUCAGAGCCCAUAUUUUACAAAGCCCAGUUAUCAAGGCUAUAUCCUGGAAUCUGCCCCAGUGGGAGCAACCAUUUCUGACAGUCUAAAUUUGACCACUCCUUUAAAAAUCGUAGCUUUGGACAAAGACAUAGAAGACGUUCCAUCUGGUGGAGUUCCUACAAAAGACCCAGAGCUUCACCUGUUUCUGAAUGAUUACACCUCAGUCUUCACUGUCACACAGACUGGUGUCACUCGUUACCUCACCUUACUUCAGCCAGUGGACAGGGAAGAACAGCAAACUUACACCUUUUCGAUAACAGCGUUUGAUGGUGUACAAGAAAGUGAUCCAGUUAUCAUCGAUAUUCGAGUGAUGGAUGCAAAUGAUAACACUCCAACUUUCCCUGAAAUAUCCUACGAUGUCCAUGUUUACACAGAUAUGAGCCCUGGGGACAGUGUCAUACAGCUCACUGCAGUUGACGCAGACGAAGGGUCAAAUGGAGAGAUCACAUAUGAGAUCCUGGUCGGGGCUAAGGGAGACUUCAUCAUCAAUAAAACCACAGGCCUCAUCACCGUCGCUCCAGGGGUAGAGUUGAUAGUCGGGAGGACUUACGCACUCACCGUCCAAGCAGCGGAUAAUGCUCCUCCUGCAGAGAGAAGGCACUCCAUCUGCACUGUGUACAUUGAAGUGCUUCCUCCAAAUAAUCAAAGCCCUCCCCGCUUCCCACAGCUGAUGUAUAGCCUUGAAAUCAGUGAAGCCAUGAGGAUUGGUGCUGUUUUAUUAAAUCUACAGGCAACUGAUCGAGAGGGAGAUCCAAUAACAUAUGCCAUUGAGAAUGGAGAUCCUCAGCGAGUUUUUAAUCUUUCAGAAACUACUGGGAUUCUAACCUUAGGCAAAGCACUGGACAGGGAGAGCACUGAUCGCUACAUUUUGAUCAUCACAGCUUCAGAUGGCAGACCAGACGGGACUUCAACUGCCACAGUAAAUGUGGUAGUGACAGAUGUCAACGACAACGCUCCAGUGUUUGAUCCCUAUCUACCUAGAAAUUUAUCUGUGGUGGAGGAAGAAGCCAAUGCCUUUGUGGGCCAAGUAAGGGCAACAGACCCUGAUGCUGGAAUAAAUGGCCAAGUGCACUACAGUCUGGGUAACUUCAAUAAUCUUUUUCGCAUCACAUCCAAUGGGAGCAUUUACACAGCAGUGAAGCUUAACAGAGAAGUCAGAGACUACUAUGAACUUGUGGUUGUGGCAACCGAUGGAGCAAUACACCCUCGUCAUUCAACUCUAACACUGGCCAUCAAGGUUUUGGAUAUUGAUGAUAAUAGUCCUGUGUUCACCAACUCAACAUACACAGUUGUUGUUGAAGAGAAUUUGCCAGCUGGGACUACCUUUCUUAAAAUAGAGGCCAAAGAUGUUGACCUUGGAGCAAAUGUGUCUUAUAGGAUCAGAAGCCCAGAAGUGAAGCAUUUUUUUGCACUGCAUCCAUUUACAGGAGAGCUAUCCCUUUUAAGGAGCUUGGAUUAUGAGGCUUUUCCAGACCAGGAAGCAAGUAUCACUUUUCUGGUGGAGGCCUUUGAUAUUUAUGGAACAAUGCCACCUGGUAUUGCUACUGUCACAGUGAUAGUAAAGGAUAUGAAUGAUUAUCCUCCUGUAUUUAGUAAACGAAUCUACAAAGGGAUGGUGGCUCCAGAUGCAGUGAAGGGUACACCUAUCACAACAGUAUAUGCUGAAGACGCAGACCCUCCU